AUGUCCUUCUCCCCGACGCCGCCCAGUCCGAGGCCGGGGACGACGUUGGUGUGCACGCACAAGAACACGGCGAGGUGUGUUCUCACACUGCCUGGGUGCUGUGCGUGCUCAGACUUGAGGCCGCAUACGCCGACGUACUCUGUCUAUAUCGACGGCAUUGGAAGCGUGCCGCAGGGAACCAGAUGGAACUCGUACUGCGAUCAUUGCAAAGCUUAUUGGGAGCGCCGAACCCGGCGCGCCGGCACAUCCGCCUCCCUGUCCCGCAUACCCGACUUCCCGCGCUCCAGUGCCUUCGACGGACCCCGCUCCCCACGCCGGACGUUUGCGAGCGCCUUCUCGCAGAUGGAGCACUACACCUCGAGCGGGCCUGCGCGGCCCGCAACCUACAUCAGGCCCGGCAACAUGCGGCAAGAGGAGCCCUUACAGAGCGUCGAGGGCCCGCCGCCGCCGCCGCCAUUGCAACGGGACAACCACAACCACCACCACCAUCACCACCAUCACAGCAGGGUCAGGAGCGUGCCUACAUCGCCAGACCCAGAAGCACGGGCUUCGCGGGUCAUACAGCGCCCACAGAGCAUACUGAUCAGCCGAGUCGGGGGAGUGGAGACGCCGCCGUCGCCAGUGAGCCCUGAGGAGCCGCCCCCGUCGCUGAAUCACCUUGGCCACAAUGACAUCAUGAGACGGCAGCAGCAGCGACUGGAUGCGCUGCGGCAUGCUGCCCCGCCGAUACCGCGUACUUAUAGCGAUACCUCGAGUAUGGGCUCCAUGGACGCCCAGGCAAGUACCACGAGCGGCACCACCGUAGCUGACGAUAUUGAGCUCCCGCCUCAAUCCAGGGGGCUGCUCUCGUUCGUUGAGUCCCGCGCACAGAUCACCGAUAUCGAGAACCAGCUGGACAGGCUGCACGCGCGCAUGAUGAUGGGGACCCGGAGCCGCGACCUGCCGCGCGACUACCGCGCCAGCGGGAUCCGCCAGGCCACGCCCCGCUCCUACACCCGUCUGCAGCACCAGGUGGUCCCGCACCGGCCCAGCCGCCGCGAGACCUUCUCCGCCCUCGACGAAGCAGACCGCACCUGGUCCUCGGUCGCCUCCGUCACCUCCGCCACCACCGACAACUCCCUCGAAGUGCACGUCUCGCGCACACCCGACCUCGUCCCCUCCCGCGCCGUCACAGACCACUCCUCGCAGCAGAGCGAAGCCGACGCCACAACACCCAGCGACGUCGCCCCGCCACAAAGCGAAGACGCAAAUAGCACAACCACUACAAGCUCGCCGACAAACCAGCCGCUAUGGUCCCUCGCGAAUAGUGUCCAGGAUAUCGAGACGGAGCUCGCGCACCUCUCUGAGGGCACCGCUAGGCGCUCCGCGGAGCUUGCGUCGCUCUCGCAGCAGCUGGAGCACCAGACACGACAGUAUGCGGCUGACGUCGGCUCCCGCAACCAUGACAUCCUCGACCGCGCCAAUGAGGGCCUGCGCCGCCUCCGUGAGCUGCGGGAGCGCCGGGAGCGCCAUGAGCUUGCGGCGGACCCGCAGGAGCAGGUUAGACGUGUGUGGGGGAAUGUCGAAGAUGAGGACUAUGUCUCGCCUGUGUCUGCGCUAUCGUGGGAGGCAUACACACGCCGCCAACAGCUAGACCAGGAGGCGCGGCGCCACGACACAGUCUCAGCCUGGUUCGACCCCGCACCACCACCCCCUCCACACGACGGCAGCGGGGGUGGUGGUGAGUCGCUGGACCCGCUCGCGGCGUCCGUCAACGAGGUAGUUGCGCUGCUGCGGAACUUCCGAGAGAGCCUUGGCGGGGACCAGGCGGGGCCUGUUGACCGGGCCGUGGAGGUGCUCGUGCAGCUGCGCGGCGAGAUGCGGCGGCGGGAGGGGAUGCGGACGGCGGCGGGGAGGAGGCAGGCGAGAGUGUCGAGAGGAGGUAGAAUGGGGGGAGGGAGGGCGCAUUGGGAGCCGCCAAAGGGGUUGGAUGAUGAUGAGACGAGGCCGCCGCCGCUGGAGGAGGAGGCGUUGAGGUUGGAUAGUGAGUGUAAGAUCUGUUUUGGGCAGGUGGCGGAUACGUUGUUGUUGCCGUGUAGUCAUUUGGUGCUUUGUGGGUGGUGUGCGAACCAGAUGGGCGUCAGUAAGGUGACGGAGUUCUCGCCGAGGAUGGUCCAGUGCCCUGUGUGUAGGACGGAGGUGCUGGAUCGGAUUAAGGUCUUUCGGGGAUGA
Morchella importuna is the source of this 2211-nucleotide messenger RNA. RefSeq lists its product as uncharacterized. The transcript has 5 exons. NCBI's taxonomy places the organism in Eukaryota, Fungi, Ascomycota, Pezizomycetes, Pezizales, Morchellaceae. Gene Ontology annotation, biological process: protein ubiquitination. Gene Ontology annotation, molecular function: ubiquitin protein ligase activity. Gene Ontology annotation, cellular component: cytoplasm. The record is from RefSeq and is a predicted model, not a curated record. Bases 1 to 2211 code for a protein of 736 amino acids.